AUGGCCCACGCAGGAGACGGCAAGCGGGUGCCCUGGCUCCCCGUGCUGGUGGUGUUGCUGCUGUGCUCGGCCAGAGCAGAGUAUUCCAACUGCGGUGAGAAUGAAUACUACAACCAGACCACGGGGCUGUGCCACGAGUGUCCGCAGUGUGGCCCGGGGGAGGAGCCCUACCUGUCCUGUGGCUAUGGCACCAAAGAUGAGGACUAUGGCUGUGUCCCCUGCCCGGCGGAGAAGUUUUCCAAAGGAGGCUACCAGAUAUGCAGGCGCCACAAGGACUGCGAGGGCUUCUUCCGGGCCACGGUGCUGACGCCGGGGGACAUGGAGAAUGAUGCUGAGUGCGGGCCGUGUCUCCCUGGUGCGGGCGGGGCCAGAGUUUUCUCUGUGGUGUUUGGCUGUCUCAGCCCCACAGAGCUGCCAUUUGACUGUCUCGAGAAGACGAGCCGAAUGCUCAGCUCCACAUACAACUCCGAGAAGGCCGUUGUGAAAACAUGGCGCCACCUUGCCGAGAGCUUUGGACUGAAGAGGGAUGAGAUUGGGGGCAUGACAGAUGGCAUGCAGCUCUUUGACCGCAUCAGCACGGCAGGCUAUAGCAUCCCAGAGCUGCUCACAAAACUGGUGCAGAUCGAGCGGCUAGAUGCCGUGGAGUCCUUGUGUGCGGACAUUCUGGAGUGGGCUGGGCUUGUGCCCCUUGCCUCCCAGCCACCCAUGACAGCCUGAGGAGGCUGCCUGUGGGCUGUCCUCCCUGGGAGGCACCAAGGAUCUAACGAGGGCUCUGGAGCUGUGAGUGCUGCCAACAGACUGCCAAGAAUCGAGGCUUUUUCUCCUGUCACCUGGCU
Molecule: messenger RNA, 836 nt
Organism: Leptonychotes weddellii (Weddell seal)
Lineage: Eukaryota; Metazoa; Chordata; Mammalia; Carnivora; Phocidae
Source: RefSeq, a predicted model, not a curated record